Cavia porcellus (domestic guinea pig) is the source of this 2591-nucleotide messenger RNA. It is a transcript of the gene Naglu, whose product is annotated as N-acetyl-alpha-glucosaminidase. The record is from RefSeq and is a predicted model, not a curated record. NCBI's taxonomy places the organism in Eukaryota, Metazoa, Chordata, Mammalia, Rodentia, Caviidae. The transcript has 6 exons. Bases 48 to 2297 code for a protein of 749 amino acids.
AAUCUCCCCUCCCCCGCCCUCGGAGUCCGCGAGUGAGGGCUGCGACCAUGGUGACAGCGGAGGCGCUGCGGCUCCCGCGGCUCCUGGUGCUCCUGCUCCUAGCCUGGGAGGGCGCCUGGGGCGCGGUGCGUGACGAGGCGAGAGAGACGGCGGCCGUGCGCGCGCUCGCGGUCCGCCUCCUGGGGCCCGGGCCCGCGGCCGCCUUUGAGCUGUCGGUGGAGCGCACCCUGGCGGCCGGGCCCGGCGCCGACGUCUUCGAGCUCAGCGGCGGAGGCGGCGGCGCGCGAGUGCGUGUGCGCGGCUCCUCAGGCGUAGCGGUGGCGGCCGGGCUGCACAGCUACUUGCGCGACUUCUGCGGCUGCCAUGUGGCCUGGUCGGGCGCUCAGCUGCGCCUGCCACGACCGCUGCCCCCGGUUCCCGGACAGCUGACGGAGGCCUCGCCCUACAGGUACCGCUACUACCAGAACGUGUGCACGCACAGCUACUCCUUCGUCUGGUGGGACUGGCCGCGCUGGGAGCGGGAGAUCGACUGGAUGGCGCUGAACGGCAUCAACCUGGCCCUGGCCUGGAGCGGCCAGGAGGCCAUCUGGCAGCGGGUGUACCUGGCCCUGGGCCUGACCCAGGCAGAGAUUGACGAGCACUUCACCGGCCCGGCCUUCCUGGCCUGGGGGCGCAUGGGCAACCUACAUGGCUGGGGCGGGCCCUUGCCCCGCACCUGGCACCUCAAGCAGCUCUCCCUGCAGCACCAGAUCCUGGACCGCAUGCGGGCGCUGGGCAUGACUCCCGUGCUGCCCGCCUUCGCUGGGCACGUCCCCAAGGCCAUCGGAAGGGUGUUCCCACAGGUCAAUAUCACCCAGCUGGGCAGCUGGGGACACUUCAACUGCUCCUACUCCUGCUCCUUCCUUCUGGCUCCGGAAGACCCUCUCUUUCCCCUCAUUGGGGGCAUUUUCCUGCGGGAGCUGAUCAGGGAGUUCGGCACCAACCACAUCUAUGGGGCUGACACUUUCAACGAGAUGCAGCCACCCUCCUCUGACCCUGCCUACCUGGCCGCUGCCACUGAGGCUGUGUUUAAGGCCAUGGUUGCAGUGGACUCUGACGCUGUGUGGCUGCUCCAGGGCUGGCUCUUCCAGCACCAGCCUGAGUUCUGGGGCCCGGCCCAGGUUGGAGCGGUGCUGGGGGCGGUGCCGCAGGGCCGCCUGCUGGUUCUGGACCUGUUUGCUGAGAGCCAGCCAGUCUACACCCGCACAGCCUCCUUCCGGGGCCAGCCCUUCAUCUGGUGUAUGCUACAUAACUUUGGUGGUAACCAUGGCCUCUUCGGGGCCCUGGAGGCGGUGAACCGAGGCCCCACAGCCGCCCGCCUCUUCCCCAAUUCAACCAUGGUGGGCACAGGCAUCACACCAGAGGGCAUCGGCCAGAACGAGGUGGUCUAUGCGCUCAUGGCAGAGCUGGGCUGGCGGAAGGACCCCGUGCCAGAUCUGUUGGCCUGGGUGAGCCGCUUCGCAGAACGGCGUUAUGGGGUGGCCCAGCCAGAUGCCGAGGCCGCCUGGAGACUCCUGCUCCGCAGUGUCUACAACUGCUCCGGGGAAGCGUGCCGUGGCCACAACCACAGCCCACUGGUCCGGCGGCCGUCCCUGCAGAUGAACACUGCUGUCUGGUACAACCGAUCGGACGUAUUUGAGGCCUGGCGACUGCUGCUCAAGGCCUCACCCAAGCUGACCACCAGCCCGACCUUCCGUUAUGACCUGCUGGAUGUCACCCGGCAGGCACUGCAGGAGUUGGUCAGCCUGUACUACGAGGAGGUGCGGGCUGCCUACCUGCACCAGGAGCUGGCGGGGCUGCUGAGGGCUGGGGGUGUCCUGGCCUACCAGCUCCUGCCUGCACUGGAUGAGGUGCUGGCCAGCGACCACCACUUUCUGCUGGGCAGCUGGCUGGCGCAGGCCCGGGCAGCAGCUGCAAGUGAGACCGAGGCCAGACUGUACGAGCAGAACAGCCGCUACCAGCUGACCUUGUGGGGGCCAGAAGGCAACAUCCUGGACUAUGCCAACAAGCAGCUGGCGGGGUUGGUGGCCCAUUACUACGCGCCCCGCUGGCAGCUCUUCAUAGAGUCACUGGCCGACAGCCUUGCCAGGGCUGCCCCUUUCCAGCAGCACCAGUUCGACAAGGAUGUCUUCCUGCUGGAACAAGCCUUUGUCCUGAGCAGCCGGAGGUACCGAAGCCAGCCGCAGGGUGACACUGUGGACCUGGCCAGGAAGGUCUUCCUCAGGUUCGCCCCCCAUAGGGUGGCCCGAGCCAGCUGACAGUGACACCAUAGAGCUAUCUUCUGGGGCCUCGGCCCAGAGCUGCACUAGCAUCUCAGGGACCUUGGGCCUGGGGAAGGACCCAGGCCUGGUUCGGGUGCAGGGCCACUGAGAGGGGCAUGAGCCACCCUCCACUGCCACCCCGAGGUUGGGAAUAAAGUUGCUUCCUCUCACUUCCAUAAACUGCCAGGUCGGGCCAGGGAUUCAGCUCAGCAGCACAAGCCCCUGCCUGGCAGCGUGAGGUUGUGAGUUCGAUCCCCAGUACCAAAAAAAUAAACCGCCAAGUCAGACUGA